Drosophila ficusphila is the source of this 1902-nucleotide messenger RNA. It is a transcript of the gene cry, whose product is annotated as cryptochrome-1. Gene Ontology annotation, molecular function: DNA binding; FAD binding. The coding region runs from base 146 to 1774 and encodes 542 amino acids. The record is from RefSeq and is a predicted model, not a curated record. NCBI's taxonomy places the organism in Eukaryota, Metazoa, Arthropoda, Insecta, Diptera, Drosophilidae. The transcript is spliced from 4 exons. Gene Ontology annotation, biological process: circadian regulation of gene expression; entrainment of circadian clock by photoperiod. Gene Ontology annotation, cellular component: cytoplasm; nucleus.
CAUUCGCCAAUUAGCAGCCGGCGCGAGAUCGUCGCGUGUGCGGAAAAAGUAGUUCUCCUGAGUCGGAAUUUUUCCCAGCCGGAAAACUGUUCUCCCCGAUCAAUAUUGAGAGUGAUCUCUGGUUUUUCCACUCCAAAAAUUCAGGAUGGCCACGAGGGGAGCAAAUGUGAUUUGGUUUCGCCACGGAUUGCGUCUGCACGAUAAUCCAGCCUUAUUAUCCGCCCUCGCCGAUAAGGAUCAGGGUGUAUCAAUAGUACCCAUAUUCAUAUUCGAUGGAGAGAGUGCAGGCACCAAGUGCGUGGGGUUCAACCGAAUGCGCUUCCUGCUGGAUUCCUUGCAGGACAUUGACGAGCAGCUGCAGGCGGCUACUGAAGGACGGGGACGUCUGCACAUCUUCGAGGGCGAACCGGCGUACAUCUUCCGGCGGCUGCACGAGCAAUUCCGCAUCUAUAAAAUCUGCAUUGAGCAGGACUGCGAGCCUAUUUGGAGCGAUCGUGAUGAGAGCAUUCGAUCCUUGUGCCGCGAACUGGGCAUCGACCUCGUGGAGAAGGUAUCGCACACGCUCUGGGAUCCCCGUACUGUAAUCGACACCAACGGUGGCAUUCCGCCGCUUACCUAUCAGAUGUUCCUGCAUACUGUGCAGAUCAUCGGGCUACCACCGCGCCCUGUCGCCGAUGCUCGUUUAGAAGACGCCUCCUUUGUGGAGUUGGAUCCCGAGUUGCGCAGAAGUCUUGGCUACUUCGAGAAGCUGCCCUCGCCGGAGCAUUUCAACAUUUACAGUGACAACAUGGGUUUCCUGGCCAAAAUAAACUGGCGAGGGGGAGAAACUCAGGCCUUACUUUUGCUCGAGGAGCGCCUUAAAGUGGAGCAACACGCCUUUGAGCGGGGUUUUUAUCUUCCCAAUCAGGCAUUGCCAAAUAUUCUGGACACGCCCAAGUCGAUGAGUGCUCAUUUGCGCUUUGGUUGCCUUUCGGUUCGCCGUUUCUACUGGAAUGUUCAUGAUCUCUUCAAGAACGUGCAGUUGCGUGCCUGCGUUCGAGGAGUUCAGAUGACCGGUGGAGCACAUAUUACGGGUCAGCUGAUCUGGCGGGAGUACUUCUACACGAUGUCGGUAAACAAUCCUAAUUACGAUCGCAUGGAGAACAAUGAGAUCUGCCUGAGCAUUUCGUGGGCAAAGCCGAACGAGGACCUCUUGCAGCGUUGGCGUUUGGGUCAAACGGGAUUUCCGCUCAUCGAUGGCGCCAUGAGACAGCUCCUCGCCGAAGGAUGGCUUCACCACACGCUCCGCAAUACGGUAGCUACCUUCCUAACGCGAGGUGGAAUGUGGCAGAGCUGGGAGCACGGGUUGCAGCACUUCUUGAAGUAUCUUCUGGAUGCAGAUUGGUCAGUGUGUGCUGGGAACUGGAUGUGGGUCUCCAGUUCGGCCUUCGAAAGGCUGCUGGACUCCUCGCUGGUCACCUGUCCUGUGGCUCUGGCCAAGCGACUUGACCCCGACGGGACCUACAUCAAGCAGUACGUUCCGGAGUUGGCCAAUGUUCCCAAGGAAUUUGUCCACGAGCCCUGGCGAAUGUCUGCCGAGCAGCAGGAGCAGUAUGAGUGCCUGAUCGGAGUCCACUAUCCGGAGCGCAUCAUUGACCUUUCCCUGGCGGUGAAGCGCAACAUGCUGGCCAUGAAGGCACUUCGCAACUCCUUGAUCACCCCGCCCCCGCAUUGCAGGCCAUCUAACGAGGAGGAGGUGCGUCAGUUCUUCUGGCUGGCAGAUGUGACAUUUUAAAGUAGCCCCAAGUGUAUCCCAAAUAAAGUUCUAGCAAUGAACACAAUAAAGGGACUAUUACCGCUCGUAUAUUAUAUAUCAUUAAUAAUGCUUUAUUUUCUUCAAUUAAAAUAAGUACUACAAUACAA